This is a messenger RNA of Kwoniella botswanensis, 1143 nucleotides long. RefSeq lists its product as uncharacterized. The coding region runs from base 1 to 1143 and encodes 380 amino acids. The transcript is spliced from 5 exons. Gene Ontology annotation, molecular function: metal ion binding. The record is from RefSeq and is a predicted model, not a curated record. NCBI's taxonomy places the organism in Eukaryota, Fungi, Basidiomycota, Tremellomycetes, Tremellales, Cryptococcaceae.
AUGUCCAGCUCAAGACCCAAGGUGAAUCUUCGCUCCACAGCAGUCAAGCGGAUCAUGCAAGAGGCCUCUGAGCUCGCCAAUGCUGAUAUAGAGGAAGAUGGUUUCGUUGCUGCGCCUUUGGAGGACGAUAUAUUCGAAUGGCAUUGUACGAUGAGAGGUGUGUCAGGCAGCGAAUACGAUGGAGGUCUAUACCACCUGAGAAUACUUCUACCACCGAGCUAUCCCAUGUCAGCACCUGAUAUAAUGCUCAUGACUCCCAACGGUCGAUUCGAGCUGGGAAAGAAGAUCUGUAUAGAUGGGUUAACGAGUUUCCAUGCUGGAUCUUGGCAGCCUGCUUGGGGGGUGAGGACAGCCGUCGUAGGUCUUCGAUCCUUCUGGAUGCAGACCGGUGAAGCUCUCUCAGCGAUAGGUGCAUUGGACUAUUCGAAAGAGGAAAGAAGGAGAUUAGCGAAUUUGUCGAAAGAUUGGAGAUGCCCUAAUUGCGGUGUGACCAAUCAAGAGAUCAUACCGCCUUCCUCAGCUUCACCUUCAUCUUCCAGUGCUACCCAGACCGAAAGACAAGCACUAUCCCACGUGCAUGAUCAAGCGAGUCAGGAAAAUGGUGAUUCAUUAAGUGAGGUGGUUUCGGUCUCAAAUGAUCGAGGAGAAAAGGAUCAAUCGGAUAUAUCCAUAGAUCCAAAUCCUCAAGAAAUGCCUAGUAUACUUCCGCCAUUUAACACCUCAACCAUAGGUCCAUCAAGUACGGGUCUACAAGCUUUACCGAUCGAUAUUAUCCCUCCUUCUAUCGAGGAACCGCCUUCUUUCACUUCCACUCGUGGACAGUCCAAAGAACCUGGGCACUCCACGAGCGUGCAAGGUUUUUCAACCACUGAUGAGCGAGGGAUUCCAUCUCCCAUUCCAACACAUAGCAUCUCACCUCCAACAACUUCUCCAGCCAUUGAUACCAGUAGCAACAGAGAAACAAACAUAAAUGCAAAUACAAAUGCAAACGCAAAUACAAACACAGACGCAAACUCGAAUGCCGCUACCGCCCCCGUGCUCAGACCCAAUCAACAAAGGAGUCCAGCCUUUUAUCUCCUAGACUCGUUGAUCCUCGCUGGAAUAUCAAUAUUGAUCAUGUUAAUUGCGAAACGAAUGGCUUGA